AUAAUGGAUCUUCUUCAAAGGGAAAAAGAUAACUACGAUUCUAUUGGCAUGUCAGAAAGCGAUAUCAAAAAGGCCAUAGCAGCUACGAGUAUGGAUUUACUACGAAAGGAUCUCCAAUUUCUGGUAAAUGAAGGUCACAUUUAUAACACAACUGAUGAUGAACAUUAUGCUUUAAUCGAUUAA
Molecule: messenger RNA, 183 nt
Organism: Strongylus vulgaris
Lineage: Eukaryota; Metazoa; Nematoda; Chromadorea; Rhabditida; Strongylidae
Source: the annotation of a GenBank genome assembly